AUUUUAGAAUCGGGCAUCUACUUAACGUAUUGUUUUGUCUAGUUUUGACAAAGUGUCAGAGCAUGUACCUACCUUAAGAAUGGUUGUUAAUAUAGAGAAUUAUAAAUUAAUCAAGAUCUUCUUUUAUGCCUUUUCCAGUAAUGGCUCAGAGGUUUAAAGUUCAGAGGUUUAAAGUUUAUAAAACAGACUUGACCAAUAAAACAGCUGUGCCUCACAGCUUUAAGUAUUUGAUAAUAUCGAGUACCUGUUUCGUUUACGCAAAGUUGAGAGAUUUUUGCGUGUUUUUAUAUAUGUAUUAGAUUACUAACACUGGUGGGAAUAAUUUAAAGCAUAUGAAAAUGAAUAACAGAUAGUCAUCAGAUUAACAUUGAAAUAAUGUUAAGACAAGGACAUGUCAAACAAAAAUAAAAGUAAGCAUAAAGAAGCUAUAUUUUUCUUCUUCUUCUUCUUAUAAUUAAAGUGAAUGGUGCGGAAAAGAACCCACCAAGCUCCAAUAAUUUAACGUGUACUUUAUUCUAGAUAUGGAAAUCCAAUUAUUCCUCAUCUUUUGCUUGAAAUCUAGAAAGUUACACAUUCACCUCAUCUAGUACAUAUUCGAGGUCUAUAUACAUACAUAUAUGUACAAACAGUAUGUGGCCUGAGCGAGUCUAAUAAUAAUAGAGAAAUACUCAGAAAUAACAACAGCCUUUGUAAAAACUAUAGAGAAAUAGCAUCAUGCAUGAGAGAUAACUAACAUUUGAAAAUAAAAUAUUUAACUCUGCCUAGCCAGUUUGGGCAUAUCUACAUGAAACAUUAAAAUAAAGUCGGAAAAUUUUAUAAGAAAGACGCAUAGAAUUUCUAAAUUAUUAAACACAAAUUUUUAAUUAUUUUUUUACUAAAUUAUUUAUAACCUCUAAAAUCUCAAGACCAAUAAUAUCUAUCCACCAUUUGAUAGCCAAAAGGCUUAUUAGUCACGUAUAGCUAGGCUCACCUUGAAACAUGCAUGUAGAGAAUUUGAUGUAAACCAAACCUCACAUUCUUUUGAUACGAACAAUAGUAGCCUACAAGAAUCAAUCAAAGGCCAUUGAACGUUCUAAUCGUUUUCAACAUGCAAAGCAAACUCGCUUUUACUUCAUUCAAAGCGAUUCAGUGACCGCACAAAUUUAUCAAUAUUUUUUUUCUCGGUUUGAAUAAUCAACGGUCAAAACAAAGCACAUAUGGAGAAGACUGUGCCACGUGGACGUUGUUACACCAUGUUCCAUGCAAAUAUCACUCCUUUCCCUCGCUUCAAUUUCGUAAUUCAAUCUAAUUUUUCAACAAUUUUUUUUCUUUUGUUUCAAAGGAAGAUCUCUGAAACAUUCAUGGGGAAACACACUAAUCCGAAUCCAGAUGAAGCUGGAGCGACGAUGGAUCCGGCGUGGGAAUGCGAGGGAAAAGGAGCGUGUGAAUUGAGGCAGAGGCGAUUUGCUGAUACCAUCAUGCCUCAUAUCCUCAACUUGUAUGGGUCUUGCGCAAAAGCCAAAGAUUUUGACAUGUAUGCACCAAAUGCUUCGUUUGAGGACCCUUUAACUCAUGCUCAAGGGGUAAAGCAAAUCAAAUCUGCAUUUUAUUCACUCUCCAAGGUAUUUGGUGAGUCAAAAAUAGUUGAAUAUCAUAUUCAGGAAAGUGUUAUCGCACCGGGGAAGAAAGAGAUACUAAUUGACAACAAACAACACUACAAGCUCCUGGGAAAGAACAUUCAGAUGAUCUCUCUUAUUAAACUCUAUGUCGAGAACGACAAGAUUGUCCGACACGAAGACUGGUGGGACAAGAAACCUCUAAGGAACAGAGACACUGUUAGCUUCCCGUUAGUAGGGCGGGUAAUGGAGAUGGGUCGAAGAGGCUUGAUGCUAGCUACUCAUGCCAUGAUGGGUUUUGGUAAAGAUCCUAGCUCGCAUUGAGUUAAAAGGAGAUUCUUCAGGAAAAAAAAAAGAUCACAGUAUACUGUAGUGUCUAAAAUUCUUCAAAACACUCACUGAGUUUGAUGAACUCCUUAAAUGUUUGUAAGAUGUUAAACGUAUUGUUGGGUUUUAGUCUCUUUUCUUACUUCUCGUAGUUCCUUGUGCCACAAGUUCUAAAGAAUGCGUCUAAAUAGAUGUUUUUUUUCA
This is a messenger RNA of Brassica rapa (field mustard), 2126 nucleotides long. RefSeq lists its product as uncharacterized. The record is from RefSeq and is a predicted model, not a curated record. NCBI's taxonomy places the organism in Eukaryota, Viridiplantae, Streptophyta, Magnoliopsida, Brassicales, Brassicaceae.